Cladophialophora psammophila CBS 110553 is the source of this 573-nucleotide messenger RNA. RefSeq lists its product as uncharacterized. The record is from RefSeq and is a predicted model, not a curated record. Bases 1 to 573 code for a protein of 190 amino acids. Lineage: Eukaryota; Fungi; Ascomycota; Eurotiomycetes; Chaetothyriales; Herpotrichiellaceae. The transcript has a single exon.
AUGGCCUCCACGGAACAACUUCCCUCUAGUCUCCCAGACCCAACAGUUCAUAUAACAACGCACAACUCCUCUGGCAAAGCCACACUCUACUCUUCAUCUCAGAAUCAAUGGGCUUGGUUCCCCGAAAGAGCCGUGGGAUUCAACGUGAUCUAUACCACUUCAUCCUUCCCGGCCUCGCUGAACGGGGAUGCCGACAUUGAUUCCCACAAAGCGACCAUGUCCAGCGGUAAGCUCGGACUCGUCAAGAAAGGCGGUACAGUCUGCCGUAUCGUUGAUUUUGGUCCGGGCGGCACUCCACUGAUGCAUCGCACGCAAAGCCUGGACUACGGAGUGGUAUUGGAGGGAACCAUUGAAAUGGAGUUGGACGACGGCAGUGUGACUCUUUUGAAGCGUGGGGAUAUUGCUGUGCAGCGAGGUACGAAUCACGCGUGGAGAAAUCCCAGCAAGACAGACUGGACGAGGAUGUUGUUCGUCUUGCAGGACUGUCAGCCAGUGCUUGUUGGGGGAGAAAGGCUCCAUGAAGAGCUUGGGGAGGGAGGAAAAGAUAUUCCGCGAAGUGGCAAUGAUGAUUGA